Malassezia vespertilionis is the source of this 1842-nucleotide messenger RNA. RefSeq lists its product as uncharacterized. Gene Ontology annotation, molecular function: histone acetyltransferase activity. Gene Ontology annotation, biological process: transcription initiation at RNA polymerase III promoter. Gene Ontology annotation, cellular component: transcription factor TFIIIC complex. NCBI's taxonomy places the organism in Eukaryota, Fungi, Basidiomycota, Malasseziomycetes, Malasseziales, Malasseziaceae. The transcript is spliced from 2 exons. The record is from RefSeq and is a predicted model, not a curated record. Bases 1 to 1842 code for a protein of 613 amino acids.
AUGCACUCCGCCGCAUGGACGACUGCGUUCACGUCCGGUAGCGCUGUUGCGCCUGCACAGUGCAUCCAGUGGUCCGAAGAGGGCCAGCUGCUUGUCGCAACUACCGAUGCACUGCAUAUAUUGACCCCACGCAUCGGGCUAUUCCCGGAACGCAACGGCACACUCGACCAUGCCGUCUACAGCCUGCAUGCACAUACGAGCACAGCGGCACACCCUAGAUACGAGCCAUCCCUAGACGAAGACCGCGCGACACUCGCACUACCGUACGAGGCAACCGAAGCGUGGCGCGCCGCGAAAUGGUCGCCCGCUGGUUUUGGGCCGCACGGCGCGUGCGUACUGGCGACCAUCGACGCGCGCCAACGACUCGCCGUGUACGCGGCGGAGCAGGAUACCGUGCGUGGGCCGUGGACAUGUGUAGAGACGGUGAAGGAUUUCCCAUAUGCGGCGCAGCGCACGGACGACGCACGCCGACUCGCAUCCUCGUUCCUUGCGCUGGACUGCUCCUCGUGUAUACACGGCGAAAUGCUCCUCGCGGCAGGCACGCGUGGCGGCGACCUGGUGGUUUGGUCGAAGCGCGGCACCGCGCCGUUAAACUUUGUCACGAGCCUGCGUUUUGACGCGCCCGUCGACGCCGUCCAGUGGGACGCGGCGCGGGAAAUUGCCGUGCAUGCCGGCGCGACGCUGUACGUGGUCCGCAUGGCGCACAGCACAGCGGACAUUGUGCAGCUAUGGCCGCUGGCGCCGCGCCCAAGCCUCGUGGCGUGGGAUCGUGCCGUGCUGCAUGCCGCGACGCCAAUGCGACUGCACACGUUUACCGAGCCAAGCGCCGUCGCACUGCCGAUGCGGUAUGUGGCAGGACAGCUUGGAAAGGAUGUAGUACUGGACGACGGCACCGUGUGUGCGUGGGACAACACGCAUCAUAAACCCUCGUUUGCCCCUGCACUGUGCGGCAUCGCGCCGUGGCAGGCGACGCCGCUGCUUGCCGUCCUGCGCCGUGAGACGGAGCGCGCGACAUGGCGCUACGCCGUCACACGGCGCACCGAGUACACGUUGUAUAUGCCGCUUGUGCACGGCUGGGACAUUAACGACGAUGCCGCCGCGUCCGUGUUCUGGGACCUCGUCCCCUCGUCGCUCGCUUCGCCGCCGUUGCUCGCAUGGCGAGCUGUACUGCUGGCUUGUGCGCUCUGUGGCUCGCCAGCGGCGCUGUCCGAGGCGCUCUGUGCGCGACUCCAUACAGAGUACUUGGUGCCGCUCGCAGCGCGACUUGAGCGGUGCUGGGAAGCGCGUGCGCCCAUGGAUGCUUGGCGUUCGCUCGUCCACGAUGCGCAGUCGCUGCGGUGGCUCGUCGACUGGAUCGACGCACAGCCAUACAUGCAAGGGAAGCGGAGCUUGUGUAGUGUACAUGCAUGGAGCGACGUCAUAGCUGCUGUCGUCGCCGCGCUCGCUGCGCCGGCGGACGAUGCAGCGUUCAAGGAACGGCUCGGUGCGCGGCUUAUGCUCCUGGCGCAAGCAAGCGACGAGCGGACGCGCACGAUCCUCGAGCAGGUAGCAAAGCGUACGACGAGCCGCACGCAGUGGGCAGAACCGAUCGCACUGGGAGAGACGUGUCCGGCGUGCGACGCGCCGCUCGCGUUUCAGCUCGCGCGCUAUACGCAGUGUGCAGCGGGCCAUGUCUUUGAGCGCUGCGUUGCGACCCAUGCCGUGAUCGACACGACCGAUACCCUGUCUUGUGUUGGGUGUGGGCGCAAUGCGCUGCGCGCAGCAUUGGAUGCGAUGCCGGGGCCGUUCCCAGCUGUGGAUGCGUGUGCGCAGUGCGGAAACCGAUACAGGGCACCGCGAUAG